Molecule: messenger RNA, 321 nt
Organism: Diabrotica balteata
Lineage: Eukaryota; Metazoa; Arthropoda; Insecta; Coleoptera; Chrysomelidae
Source: the annotation of a GenBank genome assembly
AUGGCAGGAGUUUCUUACACUGCUGAUGAAGACAAUUUAAUAUUAAAAUUAAUCAUCGAUACAAAAGCUUACUAUGUAUUAAGGGAUAAAGAAUACUGGGUAGAUUUGGCUACCCUAGGUUUAUUCGACAAAUCCAGAACCUGGAUGAGUAUCCAAGAUCGUUUUAACAAAAACAUUUUACCAAAUAUUAUGAAUGAAAUGUAUACAAUACCAGAAGAAGAUAAACAUAGGAUAUUGUUGGCAUGGGAGCAGACUGCCGAGAAUUUUCAUGAUAGUGAUGGUGAUGAGGACUAUGAUACCGAUGAUACCGAUAGUGAUUAA